UUGGUCUCCACUUUCACACUCUUCUGUGAUCUGUGACGUGAGUUAUGCACAUUAUUUGUCUGAAGACUCGUUUUUAUUGUGUUUGACGGUGAUUGCAGCAGCUACUAUGAGUGUAACAGCAGCAGCGAGUGGAUUUGUUGUCCUUCUUCUUACUGUGCCAGUGGUGCUGAGUCAGAGUGGAUGGAGUGUGACUUACGAUGCUCUUGAGUCUAAGAUCUGUGCCCCCAGAGGAUCAACAGUGACCAUUCACUGCAACUACGCAUACCCACUCAGACACACCCCGAAUAGGGCAGUGUCGGAAUCAUUCUGGUUUAUAAAAGACAGUAUUGGGGUUUAUGUGGAUCUGAGAACAGACCCGCAGUACUCAGGUCGCGUGCUGUAUGACUGUGAAAAAGAAGAGAAAAAGUGCACCCUGAUCAUCAGUGACGUGAGACAGAGCGACUCCGCUGAGUACAAGUUCAGGUUCACAACAAACCAACCUGCAGACUCUUGGACUGGUUCACCUGGAGUCACGUUGUCUGUUGCAGAUUUUCAGGUACAGGUGAGAAGUUCAAACCAGUAUUCAUCUCACAAAGAGCUCAUGUGUCAGAGCAGUUGUCCUCUCCCUCAUACUCUGACCUACGUCUGGUACAACAAUCAGCGGGAGAUUCAGAGAGGACCUUCUCCGUCUUAUUCAAGUAGAUUUUAUUAUGGAGAUAUAGUUUCCUGUGCCGUUAAAGACAACGAGAGGUCACGCUCCCCGCCAAUGUUGGUGCAGAGUCAGAAUGGAUGGGGUGUGAGUUACGCUUCGACUGAGAUCUGUGCCUUCAGAGGAUCAACAGUGGAUAUUAACUGCACCUACACAUACCCAGGAAAACUGAAUAACAAGGCGAGAUCAUUCUGGUUUGUUAAAGACCCUAAUGUGGAUCUGACAACAGAUCCGAAGUAUUCAGGUCGUGUGGAGUACACCUGUGAAGACAACAAGUGCUGUCUGAGAAUCAGUGACCUGAGACAGAGCGACUCAGCUGAGUACAAGUUCAGGUUCAUAACAAACCAACCUGCAGACUCUUGGACUGGUUCACCUGGAGUCACGUUGUCUGUCAAAGACCCUCAGCUCCAGGUACACGUGAGGAGAUCAAUGAACAUUCAGAUUUCUAACUGGACAGAGCUGACAUGUCACAGCAGCUGUCAGCUUCCUCAUCAUCUUUCCUACGUCUGGUACAACAAACACAACCAAGUUAAAGGGGGAAAAAAAUAUUUUCUCCUUGAACACGUUGAAGCUGCAGACAGUUAUUACUGUGCUAUAAAAGGACAUGAGCAUAUCCGUUCUGCUUCUGUGUGUGCUCCAGAGGUUCCCGUUGUCUCGAGUCCCAGUGGUGAAAUCAUGGAGGGCAGCUCAGUGACUCUGACCUGCAGCAGUGAUGCUCAACCAGCAGCCAAUUACACCUGGUACAAGAAAAAUGAAAGGGAAGAAUUUCAACUUCUCCUUGAAGGGACUCGGUUUGUUUUCAGCUCCAUCCAGUCGUCAGACUCUGGAGUGUAUCACUGCACAGCUGAGAAUGAGCUGGGAAGGAAUUCAACAGACAUUAUAAUUGCUGUGAAAUAUGCUCCCAGGUCUCCAUCCGUGUCAGUGAGUCCCACUGGUGAGAUAGUGGAGGGCAGCUCAGUGAGUCUGACCUGCAGCAGUGAUGCUAAUCCAGCAGCCAAUUGUACCUGGUACAGGAACCAUACGAGGAUUGGAGAACCGAAAAACAUUCAUCAUUUCACUGCCAUCAGCUCUGGGGACAGAGGGGUUUACCACUGCAAAUGUGAGAAUAAACAUGGACGCAACUCGACAUCGAAAUCCAUAGAUGUCCUUUAUGCUCCCAAACUUCCCUCCGUGUCAGUGAGUCCCAGUGGUGAGAUAGUGGAGGGCAGCUCAGUGAAUCUGACCUGCAGCAGUGAUGCUAAUCCAGCAGCCAAUUGUACCUGGUACAGGAACCAUACGAGGAUUGGGGAACCAAAAAACAUUCAUCAUUUCACUGCCAUCAGCUCUGGGGACAGAGGGGUUUACCACUGCAAAUGUGAGAAUCAAUAUGGACACAACUCCAUAAUGAAAUCCUUAGAUGUCCUGUAUGCUCCCAAGCUUCCCUCCGUGUCAGUGAGUCCCAAUGGUGAGAUAGUGGAGGGCAGCUCAGUGAAUCUGACCUGCAGCAGUGAUGCUAAUCCACCAGCUGAUUACACCUGGUACAAGGAGAACGAAGACUCACCAAAAGCAUCAGAGCAGAUCUUCAACAUCGCUGACGUCAGAGCUGAACACGGUGGGAAUUAUCUCUGCGCAGCCCAGAACAUACGAGGGCGCCACAAUUCCACCGUAAGAUUGACGGUUAAGGCAGUUUCCCUUGGAGCAUGGAAAUCUGCUGUCAUUCUAAUAACCUCUGGUGUUUUCCUCGGAAUAAUACUUCUCUUCACCUUCUUCCUGAUAAGAAAAAUGAGAACCUCCAAGCAAUCAUCCCAACCCGGAGACCGAUCUGACAACAGUGAGAAGUUUCCUUCCAAUCAGUCGGAGGAACAGCGUGACUUUCACUCUGCCACUGUCCACUUCUUGAAGAACCAGACAGAUCCUAUCUACUCCAACAUCCGACCGGUAGGAGCCAGCGGACACGAGGAGGAUGAUGAUGAUGAUGAUGAAGAGGAGGAGGAUGAGGUUGCGUACGCUACUGUCACCUUUAAAAGUUCUGACCCGAGAGUACAGGACACUGGAGAGGAUCCAGCCACGUUGUACAGUACAGUCACGAAAAACUUCUGAUCUGUAGACCGACGUCUGCAGACUGAAAUAUCUCAACAACUACUGGAUGGAUUUACACAGAAGUUUGUACUAUUCAUGAUGCCGACAGCAUUAAUCCUACAGACUGUGGUGAUACCCCGACUCUAGUGUCACUUUUUAGUGACAUGUCUUUUAGAAUUAUUGGAUUAAUUUCCCCUGAGAAUAAAUCUUACAUACUUUAAAUAUAUCAACAACUCAAACAUAUUUAAACUUGCAGCUACAAACUUGAUAAUUACCUGCUGUAUGUCUCAUAUGACAAACAGCCUGUCAGCUUGUACUUGGCUUUUUUAUUUAUUUUAUUAUUUUAACUUAAGUCCAUUGAUAAAAUUUACUGUUUGAAAGCACAUUUGUACAGAGCCCCUAUAAGUCCCGACAGGUGAUUUUCAUCUUUUGUGCACAAGAUGUUUAUAGAGUGGGAACAAGUUAUUAUCUUCACCUGUCAGGACUUUUGGGGCUCUGAACAUUUGGUGAAAAACAAGCAUUAUGAGACUUAGCUGUAGAGACUCAACUGCUGCCACUAGAUGCUAGUAAUGAGUUGUGUUUUACUGACAGAAAACCACUUCCAGGAGCCUGUCUGUUUAAUUGUGAGCUGUGGUUUUCGAAGCCUCGAGUUUUGAAUUUUUUCCUUGUUUUGUUCUGCAUAUAUGUUUCAUUUUGCUUAAUAGGAGGAAAUACAUAUAUUUUCCUCCCCUGACUCCUGUGGUAGUAAGCAAAACAUAAUUAAAGAAAAGUUACCUAGAA
Molecule: messenger RNA, 3526 nt
Organism: Scophthalmus maximus (turbot)
Lineage: Eukaryota; Metazoa; Chordata; Actinopteri; Pleuronectiformes; Scophthalmidae
Product: sialoadhesin
Exons: 13
Coding region: 107-2767 (886 amino acids)
Source: RefSeq, a predicted model, not a curated record